Panicum virgatum (switchgrass) is the source of this 1752-nucleotide messenger RNA. Its product is annotated as anthocyanin regulatory R-S protein-like. The transcript is spliced from 8 exons. Bases 1 to 1752 code for a protein of 583 amino acids. The record is from RefSeq and is a predicted model, not a curated record. Lineage: Eukaryota; Viridiplantae; Streptophyta; Magnoliopsida; Poales; Poaceae. Gene Ontology annotation, molecular function: protein dimerization activity.
AUGGCGCUAUCAGCUUCUCCAGUUCAGGAAGAACCACAGCCAGGGAACGAGCAGUUCAGGAACCACCUUGCUGCAGCAGUGAGGAGCAUCAACUGGAGUUACGCCAUCUUUUGGUCAGUUUCAAGCACUGGCCCUGCAGGGGUCCUGACAUGGAAGGAUGGGUUCUACAACGGCGAGGUGAAGACGAGGAAGGUAACCAGCUCGACCUCGGAGAUGACGGCCGACCAGCUCGCCCUGCAGCGAAGCCAGCAGCUCCGGGAGCUCUACGAGUCCCUGCAGCUGUCCGGCGGCGACCGCCACCGCGCGAGGCCGCCACGGCCCGUCGCGGCGCUGUCGCCGGAGGACCUCGGCGACACCGAGUGGUUCUACGUGGUCUGCAUGACCUACGCCUUCCGGCCUGGCCAAGGGUUGCCGGGCAAUAGCUUGGCGAGGAAUGAGCACGUCUGGCUGCGCAACGCCCACCUCGCCGACACCAAAACCUUCCCCCGAGCGCUGCUGGCCAAGAGUGCGUCCAUUCAGACAAUCGUCUGCAUCCCCCUUAUGGAUGGCGUGCUUGAGCUGGGGACCACUGACUCUGUCCUGGAGAACCCUGAUCUGGUCAACCGCGCCACCACGCCUUUCAGUGAGCUGCAGUUCCCGUCGAGCACGGAGGAGCCAAACUCCUGCCCAUCUACCGACGAUGACACGGGAGAAGCCACUGACAUCAUUGUGUUCGAGGACGUCGAUCACAAUGCAUCAUCCAUGGAACCAAUGAUGAUCUCCGAUGCCAACUUGGAGAAAGUCAGCUGCUUGGAGAUCGACGAGCUCUACAACUUGUGCGAGGGACUGGACGUGCAGGCUCUCGAGGAUGAUUGGAUCGGCAUGGACGACGAAGCGCCCCCUUCUCCGGAGCCGGCCCUAGCUACCGACGAUGGUGAUCACGCUUUGAUCAGCACCAAUGGCUCUCGCUUCUCGUCAAGUUUCAAAGCGUGGACGAGACCGGAAUCCAACAGCCGAGCGGCGGCGGCGGCAGCAGGAGCCCCACAGAAGAUGCUCAAGAAAGUGGUGUCCGGCGGAGCUUGGGCGAGCGGCGAUGGCGGUGACGGGAGCAGGGCGAGGGGGCCAGCAACGACCCAGGAGGAAAGUGGCGUCGUCAAGAGCCACGUCAUGUCGGAGAGGCGGCGCCGGGAGAAGCUCAACGAGAUGUUCAUCGUUCUCAAGUCAUUGAUCCCAUCCACUCGUAAGGUGGACAAAGCAUCCAUCCUUGCCGAAACCAUAGCCCACCUCAAAGAGCUCGAGCGGAGGGUACAAGAGCUGGAAUCCAGCAAGGAGCUCAUCAGCAUCCCACGCCCUGCGGCAGAAAGGCGUCAUGACGAUGAGGUCGUCGUCGUCGGAGCUAGGAAGGCCGCCACCCCUGGUCGUGGCGCCAAGAGGAAGAAGAAGGGCUCGGACUCGGAGCUCGACGCCGCCGGCGAUGGGCAGAUGGCCGAGCAGCACUGGGUCCGCCCCAAUGAUGGCCGGAGCAACGUCAUCAGCAUCGCAGUUGGGGACAAGGAGGUGCUCCUGGACGUGCAGUGCCGGUGGGAGGAGCGGCUGAUGGCGCGAGUGUUCGACGCCGUCAAGAGCCUCCGUCUCGACAUUGUCUCGGUUCAGUCGUCCACGCUGGAUGGCCUUAUGGGACUCAAGGUACGAGCUCAGUUUGCCAGUUCUGCUGCAGUUGCGCCUGGGAUGAUCACUGAAGCUCUUCAGGAAGCUAUAAGCAGCAGGACUUGA